Molecule: messenger RNA, 651 nt
Organism: Cheilinus undulatus (humphead wrasse)
Lineage: Eukaryota; Metazoa; Chordata; Actinopteri; Labriformes; Labridae
Gene: rpl12
Product: ribosomal protein L12
Exons: 6
Coding region: 123-620 (165 amino acids)
Biological process (GO): translation
Cellular component (GO): cytosolic large ribosomal subunit; ribosome
Molecular function (GO): structural constituent of ribosome; large ribosomal subunit rRNA binding
Source: RefSeq, a predicted model, not a curated record
GCUCGGCCUUUCUUUCUCCCCUUAGCGGUGAAGGUGCAACAGUAAUCGGUCGUCCCGACUUCGGGUUCAUCCGACACCCUCACCACCCCAGCUGAACUGAGCUCAACCUCCACAGCAGCGCCAUGCCUCCUAAAUUCGACCCCAACGAGAUUAAAGUUGUGUACAUGAGGUGCACAGGAGGAGAAGUCGGAGCCACCUCCGCCCUGGCCCCCAAAAUCGGCCCUCUGGGUCUGUCUCCUAAAAAGGUCGGUGAUGACAUCGCCAAGGCCACAGGGGACUGGAAGGGUCUUAGGAUCACGGUGAAGCUGACCAUCCAGAACAGGCAGGCAGCGAUCGAGGUCGUUCCUUCUGCAUCUGCGCUGAUCAUCAAAGCUCUGAAGGAGCCUCCUCGCGACCGCAAGAAGGUCAAGAACAUUAAGCACAGCGGCAGUGUGUCCUUUGACGAGAUUGUGAACAUUGCUCGCGUCAUGAGGCCUCGCUCCAUCGCCAGGGAACUCUCCGGAACCAUCAAAGAGAUCCUGGGAACCGCUCAGUCUGUCGGCUGCACCGUCGACGGUCGUCCUCCUCAUGACGUCAUUGACGAUAUCAACAGUGGCAAAGUGGAGUGUCCGUCUGAGUAACGGAGCCGACAAUAAAACAGGACAAAACUGA